UACGACAUGCUAAUUGAACGUCACUCAGUCAUGAACUCGGCUGAACGCUUGUAUUCUGACACGCAAGCCAACUUCCAACUGUCCCAACCCGCUGUCUCUCUCUGAUCGCUUCUAUUCCUGGCCAAGGCCCGACAAAAUCCUUCCUCUCGAGCCCGCCACUGUUGUUGAAGGCUCUAUAACGACCUCACGAGUCAAGCGAUCCAGUCGCCGUCCGCCCCUCGAUUGCUCACCGUUGUUGUUGUUGUUGCUGCUACUGUUGGGGCUCGUUUAGUCACAAGCAGCGGGCGGGAACAACAGUCGCAGCCCGACUGAGCUCAUCUUGAUGGCUUACGUGUGUGCCCAACGAACCGUCUUAUCUAUUUGACAUUUGGGCUUAACUGCUGCCUACAGCGUGAACCGUUGGUCCCUUCGACCAUAUAUUGAUAGGAUCUAUCUGGGACAGAGCUGGGUCGACCAUCUUCUGUCGUACCCGCAAGCAAACAAAUACAAAGAUAAAAACUAUACCAAAAACAAAAGAACAUUCUGACUCGGCUUGACUGGCCUUGAUCAAACAAAGAUGCCGCCCCCUCCUCCACCUCCCCCACCCCCUCCCAUGCCCGGUCGGGGAGGACCGCCGCCUCCUCCACCGCCGCCAGGCGGCCUACCUGCCAGGCCUCCACCGGCGAACAACAGAGGUGCACUUCUAAGCGACAUCACAAAGGGCAAGGCUCUCAAAAAGACCGUCACAAAUGACCGUUCAGCACCUAUACUUGCCGGCUCCGGUGGUGGCACCUCGGCCGGACCUCCUGUCGGGGGUGCCCCACCUGUGCCCGGGAUGUUGGGUGGUAUGCCAAAGCCUCCGGGCGGUCUAGCGCCUCCAGUCCCCGGCAACCGGAUGAGGAGCAACAGUGAUCACGGAAGAUCUGAUUCUACAGGAUCAGCCGGAGGAGGAUUGGAGACCAGUGCUCCGCAGCUCGGUGGCUUGUUUGCUGGCAUUGGUAUGCCAAAGCUAAGGAAAACUGGUGGCGGUGUCGACACAGGAGCAAACCGUGAUGCAUCAUAUCUAUCAGACCCGGAAAGCUCUACAGGCUCGGCUCCGAAACCGCCAUCGAUGUCUGCUCCAAAACCGCCGUCAGGUGCCGCUCCUAGAGUGCCAGGUCGCCCAGGCGUUCCUGCUCCGCCAGCCGGGCCGACAUCUCAUCCCUCGAUUGCGAAUUUAAGAAAGAACCCUAGCGAUGUGCCACGGCCCUUCUCAUCCGCAUCCAUGAUGAAGGGGCCACCUCCUCCAAUAGGCAAAAAGCCACCUCCCCCUCCGGGUUCUCGCAAACCAUCCUCCAUGUCAGUUGCUCCUCCAGCUCCACCAAGUGCGCCGCCUGCUCCACCACCACCUCCCCCGUCUUCUGCUCCCAGACCGCCUCCGGCUCCUUCACGUGGAACUCCGCCACCGCCAGCUGUACCACCCAGCUCGGGGCCCUCAUCAAAUGGGGCAGCAGCGGCCAGUCUCGCAGUACAAGCUGCGAUCCGAGCAGCAUCAAGUCCCAGCUCGGCACCAGCGGCACCACCGCCUCCGCCACCGCCGGUUGCCCGCGGUAAUAGCAAUCCAACAUCUCCGCCGCCACCGCCGCCUUCUUCUGGUGCACCACCACCACCAUCUUCACCAGUCCCGCCGCCCCCGAGGCCGGCCCAUCACCAACACCAGCCUUCAGCCAGCCGUGCGGCGCUACUCGAUCCCGCGGCGUUCACGCUCACUCCUAAUGGUGGCAAGCUGCAAAGUCCGACUCGGUCACUCUCUGGGGCACGACCAGGGACUGCAGGAGGAGAUACUGCCAAUGGUGGGGGCAUGUACGUUGUGCAUGACCCGCGUUGGAAGUUUGUGGGAGAAGACAAGUUCCCCAAGCCACGGGAAUUCUCAGGCGGGGUCAAGCGAUACCGCGCUGGUAGGGGAAGCAGUGUACCCUUGGAUCUAAGAUCUCUGGGGUAGAUCUUUUCAAGGUGGAUUUGGGGUAGAGACAUGUCUGAAAACUACAUGGGAGUGGGCAUUCAUUGUUUUGUUUUGAAUCUGACUUAUGGAGAACAGAUUAGAAGAAGCAUUUUUUGCCGCGACUAAACUAAUCAGGUAGUAUAAGUCGAUGGUCCAUAGCUUGGC
Molecule: messenger RNA, 2125 nt
Organism: Pyricularia grisea
Lineage: Eukaryota; Fungi; Ascomycota; Sordariomycetes; Magnaporthales; Pyriculariaceae
Exons: 3
Coding region: 557-1960 (467 amino acids)
Molecular function (GO): actin binding
Source: RefSeq, a predicted model, not a curated record